CCAAGGUUUACCAAAUAUGGUGAGCAGGCAUCUGAGAACAACAUACCAUGUUCAGCAUACACUGAUGACAUCUGCUAUCAACAGCAGGAGAAAUUCGGGCGUGAAGGGCUGUCGAAAUGCUGCAAAGAUGGAAUAUAUCUCACCGACGUAUGUAUGCCUGGAAAAUGUUCCAACAACACAGUCCAGCUGUGCUGUUUCCAAAAAUUCCUACAGGCACGCUACCGUUGCUGCGAAGACGACAAUCAAUCGCUCGGUCCAGCCAGCACAAUGGACUUCAGCAUGUGCUGCUAUACAAAUUUUGUGACCGAUGAUCCUUGUUGUAAUACUGAGACAUCAACACAGUACUGGCUUUCAGUACAUGAGGUGUGCUAUCCGAACACAAAGGUUGAUUACUCAAAUAUAAACAUGGAGGUACGAUUUGCUGAAGGUGUACGUGUGGUGAAUCUGAACGAGAAUCGAGUCUGGGAUUAUGAAUGUCGUAACGGCGGUAACCGAACACAGUACGCCUACCUACCGUAA
Messenger RNA from Haemonchus placei, 519 nucleotides. The record is from the annotation of a GenBank genome assembly. NCBI's taxonomy places the organism in Eukaryota, Metazoa, Nematoda, Chromadorea, Rhabditida, Trichostrongylidae.